Poecile atricapillus (Black-capped chickadee) is the source of this 6508-nucleotide messenger RNA. RefSeq names its product MCC regulator of WNT signaling pathway (gene MCC). The coding region runs from base 102 to 3119 and encodes 1005 amino acids. The record is from RefSeq and is a predicted model, not a curated record. NCBI's taxonomy places the organism in Eukaryota, Metazoa, Chordata, Aves, Passeriformes, Paridae. Gene Ontology annotation, biological process: negative regulation of canonical Wnt signaling pathway. The transcript is spliced from 19 exons. Gene Ontology annotation, molecular function: calcium ion binding. Gene Ontology annotation, cellular component: cytoplasm.
CGGCUUUGUGCUGCCGCUCGCACUUAGCAGGCGCGGCGGGACUGGGAAUUCCGGGCGCUCCAGACAGUCUCGCAGCCUCCUCCUCCUCCGGAGCGGGGCGCAUGAUGGCGGCAGCCGCCGUAGCAGAGGUGAGCAGCGCCGGCAGCAGCAGCACCGAUACCUCCAGCACGGGCGAGGAGGAGAGGAUGAGGCGCCUCUUCCAGACCUGCGACGGCGAUGGGGAUGGCUUCAUCAGCAGGAAUGACUUGCUGAUGGUGUGCCGCCAGCUGAAUAUGGAGGCGUCUGUUGCAGAGAUCAUGCACCAGCUGGGAGCAGAUGAGAAUGGAAAAAUUUCCUUCCAGGAUUUUAAUCAGUGCCACAUGGAACUGGUACAGGAAAUCAAGAAGGAGGAAGUGGAGCUUUCUGUGAAAUCAGAUGACUCUUGUAAAAAGAAAAAGUUAAGGGAUAGAGUAGCUUCCUGGCCAACUAGCAGCAAUAACAGUUUAGGUGCCUUAUCAGGAGCCAGAGAAAGCUGGGAGUAUGAUUCAGGAGCAAGAGACCUUCAGAGUCCAGACCUCCACAGUUAUUUUAUGCUACAAAAGGUGUUGGACUAUGGUGGAAGCAAUGUGACUCAACAAGCUGCUCUGCAAAGACUUCUAGCUCAGGCCUCAAAUUUUAGCAACUCAGUUGGAGGAAGCUACUUAGAGCUUACCAACACUCUUCAUUUAGCAGCCCUGGCUUCAUUAAAGGGAGACAUCGUGGAGCUUAAUAAGCGUCUACAACAAACAGAAAAGGAGCGUGACCUGUUGGAAAAGAAAUUGGCAAAAGCACAGUGUGAGCAGUCCCACUUGAUGAGAGAGCACGAGGAUGUGCAGGAGCGAACAACGCUGCGCUACGAGGAGCGGAUCACAGAGCUGCACAGCAUCAUUGCCGAGCUCAACAAGAAAAUCGAUCGGCUGCAGGGAGCAACCAUAAGGGAGGAGGAUGAGUACUCAGAGCUGAGGUCGGAGCUGAGCCAAAGCCAGCAGGAGGUUAAUGAAGACUCGCGCAGCAUGGACCGGAACUCUGUCUCCGUGCCAGAGAACCAGUCCACCAUGGUCACUGCAGAUGUGGAUAACUGUAGUGACUUGAAUUCAGAACUUCAGAGAGUGCUGACAGGUCUGGAAAAUGUUGUCUGUGGAAGGAAGAAAAGCAGCUGCAGUUUGUCCGUCGCAGAGGUGGACAGGCACAUUGAACAGCUCACUACUGCCAGCGAACAUUGUGAUUUAGCCAUUAAGACUGUGGAGGAGAUUGAGGGUGUGUUGGGACGUGACCUUUAUCCAAACCUGUCUGAGGAGAGAUCUCGGUGGGAGAAGGAGCUGGCUGGCCUGCGGGAAGAGAAUGAAAGCCUCACAGCCAUGUUGUGCAGCAAAGAGGAGGAGCUCAACAGGACCAAGGCCACCAUGAACACUGUCCGUGAGGAGAGGGACAGGCUGCGUAGAAGGGUUCGGGAGCUGCAGACUCGUUUGCAGAGUGUGCAGGCCACGGGCCCAUCCAGCCCGAGCCGCCUCACUCCUGCCAACCGCCCCGUCAACCCCAGCACGGGAGAGCUGAGCACCAGCAGCAGCAGCAAUGACAUUCCCAUCGCCAAGAUUGCUGAAAGAGUGAAGUUGUCAAAGACAAGAUCAGAGUCUUCAUCAUCUGAUAGACCUGUCUUAGGAUCAGAAAUCAGCAGCAUAGGGGUGUCUAGUACUGUGGCUGAACAUUUGGCACAUUCCCUUCAAGACUGCUCAAACAUCCAGGAAAUCUUCCAGACUCUCUAUUCACAUGGAUCUGCUAUCUCUGAAAGCAAAAUCAGAGAAUUUGAAGUGGAGACAGAGAGAUUAAAUAGCCGUAUUGAACACCUGAAAUCCCAGAAUGACUUGCUGACAAUAACACUGGAGGAGUGCAAGAGCAAUGCAGAGAGGAUGAGCAUGCUUGUGGGCAAGUACGAGUCCAAUGCCACAGCCCUCAGGCUGGCACUGCAGUACAGUGAACAGUGCAUAGAAGCAUAUGAGCUGCUGUUGGCAUUGGCAGAAAGUGAGCAGAGUCUCAUUCUUGGACAAUUCAGAGCUGCAGGUGUUGGUUCUGUUGGGGACCAGACAGGUGAUGAAAAUGUCACACAGAUGCUUAAGAGGGCUCAUGACUGCAGGAAGACAGCUGAGAAUGCAGCAAAAGCCUUGCUGAUGAAGCUGGAUGGGAGCUGUGGGGGAGCCUAUGCAGUCACAGGCUGUAGCGUGCAGCCCUGGGAAAGCCUCUCCUCCAACAGCCACACCAGUACUACCAGCUCAACUGCAAGCAGUUGUGACACAGAAUUUACAAAGGAGGAUGAACAGCGGCUGAAGGAUUACAUCCAGCAGCUGAAAAACGACAGAGCAGCAGUGAAACUGACAAUGCUGGAGCUGGAAAGCAUCCACAUUGAUCCCCUUAGUUAUGAUGUUAAGCCACGUGGAGACAGCCAGAGGCUGGACUUGGAAAAUGCAGUCUUGAUGCAGGAACUCAUGGCAAUGAAGGAAGAGAUGGCAGAGCUAAAGGCACAGCUUUAUCUGCUGGAGAAGGAGAAGAAGGCUUUGGAAUUGAAGCUGAGCACUCGAGAGGCCCAGGAGCAGGCCUACCUCGUCCAUAUUGAGCACUUGAAGUCUGAAGUGGAAGAGCAAAAAGAGCAGAGAAUGAGGUCUCUCAGCUCAACCAGCAGCGGAAGCAAAGAUAAACUGGGCAAGGAAUGCAGUGAUGGCACCGCAACACCGCUAACACUCGCUGAGCUGAGACCAUACAGUGAGAGUGAACUGACUGCAGAGCUGACAAAUGCACUCAGGAGGGAGAAGAAACUGAAAGCAAGAGUGCAGGAGUUAGUGAGUGCCUUGGAGAGACUCACGAAGAGCAGUGAAAUCAGACAUCAGCAGUCUGCAGAAUUUGUUAAUGACCUUAAAAGGGCAAACAGCAACUUGGUAGCAGCUUAUGAAAAGGCAAAGAAAAAGCAUCAAAACAAGCUGAAGAAACUGGAAUCACAAAUGAUGGCCAUGGUGGAGAGGCAUGAAACCCAAGUAAGAAUGCUCAAACAAAGAAUAGCUUUACUGGAAGAAGAGAACUCCAGACCACACACCAAUGAAACUUCACUUUAAAUGCAUCUCUUUAAAGGAUGCUUAGUGCCAUUACAACUUUCUUUCUUUUGGAGGUUGACUUUUAGGUAGCUUCAAAUGUUAAAAGCUCUGAUUGUCAAUGCUGACAAAAUUUAAAAGCACCUUCUCUGGGAUCCUAGAGAGGUGUCAUGGGGAUAAUAAAAGUGUUAACCUUAAGAACUGUUUCAUAAUGUAAAAUGGCAGUGCCUGAAUUAUCGUGCUAUAAUUGUGUACAUUGUCUGUGUAUUCAUACAGCCUCUCUUCCAUUUUAUUGAUGGCUCGUGGGUGACAGCAUCACGCAGCAGAAUAAUUCAUGUUCAGAGGUUUGCAUUUGGGUAAAGUUUGGAGAUCAUGUGAGAGUUUUCCCAGUCCCUGAGCUCUCUCUGCACACAAGUCAAUACUGUACCCUCAAGACUCACUGUUGUGGUUAUACCACCAAACAGGCAGCUGCAGAAUGGGGAUGACAGCCUGGCUGGCUUUUUCUUUACACCCUGCUUGCAGUUCUGCUGCUCACAGUGCAGGUCAGGUAGGAAAACUCCUGCUGAUGUGGGGAAAAAAGCAAGAAAGCAUAGUUGCAUCACUGUGAAUUAUGAUAAAGGUGUAAUUUUUACAGUGCAUAAGAGGGCCAAAGGCUGUGGGUUUCACCACACCAGAGAGACAGUCUAUGCCAAGGGUGGGUAGGAAAUUACGGAAGACCUCCUGGUAUUUAUAUUGCAUGGUGUUUGCAACUGCUUCAUAAAAACAGUUGGUUUUUCUUGCUAUAUACACCAUAUCCAAGGUUUUCUUUAAGAGGCCAGGCCAUUUUUGUUAUGUGUGGUGUGCUUAUUUCAGCUUACUGUGAUCAAGAGGCAGAAUGUCUUCUUUCUAUACUUUUUUUGACCCAAAAAAGGUACUUAAGUAAUGUACCUGUUUAAUAUUGAAUACAUAAGCAGAAAAUGUGUAUAAAUAAAAUAAAUGUGUAGACGUAUGGAUAUCCAGCCACAAACAGAAUGUGAAUGGUGAAGUCUUACAGCUUCUUAGGUUAGUUUUGUUACUGCUAACAUUCUCUUGUUUAAAUCGCACUAUUACUGUAUUAUCAAACUGACUGAAGUGCAAGUUUCAGCUUUUUAGAUUAAUGAACAUUAAGCAAAUCAUGGGGAUCAGGUUGAUUUCUGUAGGAGUGAAAAUACAGGAGUCUUCCAUAGCACUUGUUUUAUUCAGAAUUUGGUUUUUUUUGACAGAGUACAUAAAACAGCUUCAUGUGUGUUUUAAAAAAAGCCAAGCUAUAGUCCCUUCACUGUGCUUGCCUGCUGCUGUGUUAUGCCUCUGCUUUGCAUUUUCCAGGCUGAUUUCCAGUGAAUCUGAUUUCAGGAGAUGUUUAUUGGUUUUGCUUUACAUGUUGAGUUGCACCUCAAGUUUUUUUACUAGUGUAUUUAGAAUUAUAACUUCUCUCAUUUAUUCCUCCCACUACCUGUACUAAGGAAAUACUUUUAGAAGACUUUUUUUGCCUGCUACUGGGUUAGGUCAGUCAGACAAUAUAGUUGUGAGAAUUUGUCUUCAGAAUGUGGCAUUAUUGUUAAGUCUUGGUUACGUCUGGAACUGUAGCAGUUGGUUUUACUUCUCUUACUACUGUAGCUGCUGUUGUCUUCUGUCCUUGGAGUAGUCAUUCCUACUUCUCGGGAAUCUAGCACAUCAUCCACAAAGCCAGCAUCACACAUAAUUGAUUGCAACAGCAGACUAAAACAGUGCUGAAUUCAAAAUUUUUAGGUAGUGGUAUUCUGGUUUUGAUUGGUCCUCUUUCUCAGAAUAAUUGCACUUCUUAAUUUAUAAUUAGUCUCUUGAAGGAGGAGGAACAUUGAUUUCUUCUGUCUUUAUGGUUCUACUUAGCAGCUCUCUAUGGUGUUUUCCCAUUUUUUGGCCCAAUUUCUCAUGCCCAGGGAUGUGGGAGUUUGCCAUCAGCUUUAGUGAUACCUGAGCACACUUGUUCUGAAGAAACACAAAGGAAAGUAUAUACCAUAUGCUGGGCAAAAAUGCAGUUACACUUUUGUGUUCUGGCAUCUGAAACACCCAUGUUACUUGAGGUCACCCCAGAAUGUCCAUGUGAAAUACCUUUCACUGGAGAGAACAGAAACCAUACUGCACUGGGCUGCCUCUUUGGCUAAUUCUUUUCCCCUAUUUAGCAUAAUGGAAUUAAAGGAUGAUUUGGGUUGGAAAGCACCCUAAAAAUCAUCUUGUUACAAACCCUUUCUGUGAGCAGGGACAUCUUCCACUGGACCAGGUUGCUCCAAGCCCCAUCCAACCUGGCCUUGAACAUUCCAGGGAUGGGGCAGCCACAGUUCCUCUGGGCAACCUGGGCCAGUGCCUCAGCACCCUCACACAGAAGAGUUUCUUCCAUAAAAAAAUUCAGAUACACAGAGGCAUAAAACACUGCAGCCUCAGUGCUUUUCCCAGACAAUUUGCUGAUUAUUUCACUACAUUUAGCAUGAAUCUUCUGUGCCAACUGUACUCUAGAAGGGCUUUAGAAUAAAUUACAAAUCACCAGUAAAUGUAAACCACUCCCAUUUCUUUCCCAUAAGGGUUGUAGGUGAGAAAGCAGCAUUGGUACCAUCCAGCCUCAGCAGUAGCCAUAGUUUGCCAGACUACCAGUUGAUUCAUUUGCCUCAGCAAGCACCUACUGCACCAUUUGUUGGUGUGCUGGAAAGGAUCAACAGAGGAGUGGUCACAGGUUUCAUGUUUCUGUGAAAACUGCUCAAUAAUGAUAAUCAGCUGCAGCUCCAGUGUCCCCCAUUAAAAUGGCACCAACCUGCAGAAAAAAUGCCAAAAACCCCUCAAACUCCUUUUAUGCAACUCUGAAGUACCAGCACACCAGAAAUACCCGAGUGUGCAGUGCACCAUGAGUUAGAGCAACUUAACUCUUAAUACUGGUUGCAGAAAUAAUAAAUUUGCAAAGCAAGAAAAACAGGUGAUUCUUACCAACCUAAGUCUAUUAAUGAAUUACUGAUUGGACUUCUUUUGAUUUUCUUAAGUCACCAGAGUGCAUGAAACUUUGUAUUUCAGAGUGCUCAGAAAAAAAAAAAAAUUUCUGUGAUGUACAAAUCUUCACCAGCUUUAAUGUACUGUUAGCUAUUGCAAAGCACAUGUGACUAAAUUUGCAUUCAUGUCAUGUUCUACUGGUUUUAUUAGAAUUUUCUCCUCCUUUAGUACUGCACCAUGCAUUGUAACUUUAGAAACUUUUCACCUUACUGAAUUAGCUUUAAAUGUAUUGCUACCUUUUAAUUUCCUAGCACCUGUAAAAUAGCUAUUUUGUGUUCAUUUGAUAUAGAAUUGUAAAAACUGCAUUUAUUUAUACAGAGGCAUUUAUAAUACUUAUUUUACAAAUGUUCUUAUAUUCUGAAUAAAUUUCUAAUGCUGUU